Messenger RNA from Aphanomyces astaci, 872 nucleotides. RefSeq lists its product as hypothetical. The transcript has a single exon. NCBI's taxonomy places the organism in Eukaryota, Oomycota, Saprolegniomycetes, Saprolegniales, Verrucalvaceae. The coding region runs from base 269 to 619 and encodes 116 amino acids. The record is from RefSeq and is a predicted model, not a curated record.
GGGCGGUGUACUGUAUCGCAUGUGCUAGAUUAAGAAUGCUCUACUUUAUCCCAAGUUGCCAACUACAGCAGGGUGUAGCAUCGAAACCAAACUUGCACGUAUAACGUUACAUUGAAACCAACUUUAGGGCAUGUUGCCGCACCACUGGCCCCCGAAUGUGUGGAGGCAAGCGCCGCGCUCCCAGUCUUCGCAGACUCCUUCCAACCCUGGACCGGCAGCGAGGCGAGGGUAGUUGCAGUGUCCGCACGAACUUCGCUCGAGAUCGCACAUGUGUCCGGCGUGGCACUCGCAUCGUCCAACUGGGUUCGCUGGAGGUUCUGGGUCUUCGUUCACGUCACCGCACCAACGCUGGCCAUACCAUCGACACGUGGUCUCGAGCCGGUCUUCACACGUUCGGUCGCCGCCAGCCGUCCACAUUAUGUUGCAUGCGCCGCAAUACCCGUCGUCCGAGCAAAGCGACCCGCCGACACAGCCGCAAGUGACUGGAGAUGGCGUCGGAUCGUUUCUGGGUUCCUCUGGGGUGGGCUCGGGGGUUUCAGGGACGAGGAACGACGACACCGCCCCAUCCACAGUGCGCACCGGUCCUGCGCUGGUCUUGAGCCUGCACGAGUUCUUGUAGAAGACGAAAAUGGUGCAUCCGGGAGUGUCGCGGCAGUCAUCGCAGCAUUCGUCGGCCGUCGCGCGCGUGGUAUUGAUCAAGUUGUAGCCCGUAUACACGACAUUGGGCUCCAGCGGACUGCAGACGAGCGAGGGUACUGGAGCAUGGGUUUCCUGUAAGGCAAUGCACGCCGCCAGGAGCGGAAGCAGCACCAGCUUUAGCAUGUUCACCAAUGAGGAAUGGGAAGGAAGACUCUGCCUUGAGGAGCUUUUCC